GCGCCGCGGCGCGCGCACUGGGCAUGCUCCGCCCGGCCGCCCGGCUCCGCUCCGCUCCGCUCCGCUCUGCUCUGGGAGGCUGGGCUCCGGGAGGCUCCGCAGCCCGCACAUCAGCCGGCGCGGGGGCAGGGACAGCCGCCGAGAGGCUGCGGGCGUCGGCACGGCGCGGAUCCCGGGCUGGCCAUGGCGAGGAGCGCACGGCAGCCGCCGGAGUGGCGAGGCGGCGUCAGGUUUUUAAUCAGGAGCCAACUACAUGGAGCCAGGCCAGGUUUGGCCCCUGGCCUGCUGUGAGCAGAGUGUUACCCACUAGAGGAUUCCCCCGGCCGGCUGGCUCUGCCGCUGUAAAGAACAAGCGAAGAAGAUGGAUGGAGUGAAGAGACAUCUGCCUGUGUGCUUCCUGCCUCCUGUGCCCUUGUUAAUCCUAGUAUCCACUCUGGCGACUGCCAGCAGUGUGACCAGCAGCACUUUAAACGGCACCGACGUGGCUGUGGGCUCGGCGCCCGUGGUCGUUGCCAGAACCGACCAUAUCAUCGUCAAGGAAGGGAACAGUGCCUUGAUCAACUGCAGCGUCUCCGGCCUUCCCGAACCCCAGUUCAAGUGGUACAAUUCGGCGGGCAAACUGCUGAGCGAGAACGAGGAGGAUCAAGGGGGAGGAAAGUGGCAGAUGCAUGACGGCCUCCUGAACAUCACCAAGGUGUCCUUCUCAGACCGAGGGAGAUACACGUGCGUGGCCUCCAACGUGCACGGUUCUGUGAACAACACGGUGACGCUGCGGGUGGUCUUCACGUCGGGCGACAUGGGCGUGUACUACAUGGUGGUGUGCCUGGUGGCCUUCGCCGUGGUGCUGGUGCUCAACGUCACCCGCCUCUGCAUGAUGAGCAGCCACCUGAAGAAGACCGAGAAGGCCAUCAACGAGUUCUUCCGCACGGAGGGCGCUGAGAAGCUGCAGAAGGCCUUUGAGAUCGCUAAGCGCAUCCCGAUCAUCACCUCAGCCAAGACGCUGGAGCUGGCCAAGGUCACGCAGUUCAAGACCAUGGAGUUCGCCCGCUACAUCGAGGAGCUGGCACGCAGUGUGCCGCUGCCCCCACUCAUCAUGAACUGCAGGACCAUCGUGGAGGAGCUCAUGGAGGUGGUGGGCCUGGAUGAGCAUGGCCACCAGAACUUCGUGCGCCACACGCCUGAGGGCCAGGAGGCCGCAGCCGCCGACGGGGACGAGGUCUACACCAUCCCCGACGCCGACUCUGAUGCCUCAUCGCUGCACGAGCAGCCCCAGCAGAUCGCCAUCGAGGUGUCUGUGCACCCCCCAGCCCACCGGGAGCCCUCGGACGACCGGGCCGCAGGGGCCCUCGAGGCCGGAGAGGAGGAGGAGGACACCGAGCCGUCGGCCGAGCACUCCCCGGAGUCCGCGGCACCCUCCACCGAGGUCACGUCAGCAGCGCUGACCUCCGAGGAACCAACGCCCGUCGAGGUGCCGGACCGCGUCCUGCCGCCUGGUCUGCUAGAGGCCGCGGAGCCAGCCAGGCCGCGGGAAGGGAGCACCCACGUCGUCUAUGAAAGCCAUGUCUAACAGUGUACCCCCCCACCCCGAAGCUAUGCACACCCCGAGAUUCAGGGCCACCCCUCGGGACAGAUGCAGGCUGCCCUCGCCGCUAAGCCUUACCGGAGACGCCAGUCGUAGGUAGGAGUCUGGCCCCACACGCACGUACGAGUCAGGCCCCCGCACGCACGCCCCGGUCGACCCCAGCCAAGGGGGAUGCGAGCACCGUCGGGGAGCGGGGGUGGUGACCUUGGGCAGGUGUCUGUCCACGUGACACGAACCUCAGAGGCUCUUCUCCGCCAGAUAACCUUAACCGCUGCUGCCCUUUUGGCAGAGAACACUGACUGUCAGAGACUCUGAGUUCACAGCCCUGCCCGGGGCACAGGGCGCCGCUCUUCUUUUGAAAAAUGGGUCUGCUAAGGGAGCAGCUGUAGUCCAUCCCUCCGCGGCUCUGUUGCACUUUCUUCUCAGUUUUGCCCCAUCACUGUCGCUUUAUAACCCAGGCUUUGCGACUUGAAUGCUGACCGUUCCUGCGGGUCUCUUCCCUUAGCCACUCUGUCCUUAUUCCCGCCCCCACCCCCACCGUCUCACACACACCCCAGACUUUUACCUCGCAGGCUUUGGUGUCAGGGCCGAUUCCCACGAGUCAUCUUAACAUUCCAAAGCAGCUAGCUACCAGCCUCCUGAUGUUUGUCGUUUCCCAGGCCUGUCUCCAUCGGUUGCUUUUUUUGUUCAUUCGUUUCCAGUGAAGCUGCUGUUGUGAAACUGAGAGAAGAAAAAAAAAAAAAAAAAAAAACCUUGCCCAGGAAUAGCACUUUAAUAGCCAAAUAAAAAUAGGUUUACCCGUCCCAUUCUGAGAGCCUUUGGGUAAGCUCAGCUGAGGUUGGAGGGAGACCAUGAACUUGAAUCUGCCCAGACUGCCCCUGGAAAGCCCUGUUCUUAUGUCUAAGCAGUGUCCCCCUCCAAGCCAGCUGCUGCUUCAUCUGGAAGGCAUGUCACCUCCAGAGACAGAGGCACCUGAGGAAUCUGUUUAAGUGGGGAGCGUGGGGCUCCCGCCACAGCUGCCAUGGACCACGGACGUCAGGGGACCCCAAUGCUUGGGUUAGGGCAGCAAGCGUGAGGGUCCUGGGGGUCACCCCACCAGGCCCACUCCUGUUAACUGCAUGGCUGACUUGUCCAUCCUUGAAGGGGGCAGAGACAGGUUAGGAUAAUGGCAUCAUCAUGCCAGCAUUCUUGAAUUCAUUUUUAGCCCCCACGAGAAGGCAGCUGUAUGUGAGGCCAGAGUGAUGUUCUAGAAAGAAGCCGAAGCUAGUUGCCUCAGGCCCACACCUCAUUGGCCUGUGCUCGUAACCACUGUGGGCUUUGUGCAAGUGGGGGGCACCCCAUGCACUCCCCGGCUCCAUCUAAGUGCUUCCCUUGCCCACAUUACCAAACCAGCAUCAUCACCUGCCCUUCUCCACAAUUGCUUUCAGAUUACCUCUGUCCUCUGUGGUUCUUCUAACAUUUUUUAUGCUGAAAAUCAGUACUGUUGCAAAUUCAAGGAACCAGCUUACAAAACUCAAAGCUUUUUAAGACAGCUGUGGAUCUUCUGCCCCCAAAAGCAUUAGAGCAACGUCUACAGUUUAGAUGUAACCAUGAAAAGGAGAGGUAUAAUUUCCUUGCCAUUUACGAGCAAGAGUGCCAUAACCUUGAGGUCGUCAUGAGUGUCAUGGCCACAUCACGGGUCCACAAAGGUCCCUUGGGCUGCACGGUUGGUGAACAGACCCAAGGCUUAGUCCUCAUGUCCUCACUGUCUGCAUGAGUGAGACUUCACCGCGUCCCUGGGUUGAAUCUUUCUCGUCUGCCAAACACGAAGGUGGUACUUGGAUCCCCAGAUCCCACCUGGUUCUGACAUUUAGAGUUUUGUGGAAAGUUUGUCAUCUCCCAUGAUGGCCCCCCUUACACAAGACAAGGAGUCUUAGGAGCAGAAAUGGGCCUGUGAUGUUAUUAGAUGCUUUUGCUGCCAACUUUUUCAGAAAAUUCAUCUGGGUCUGGAGCUGAGAACAGAGGGCUUGGCUUCAGUGGUUUUUCUGUGUAGAGAUAACUGAUGUGAAAGGUGGUCUGACACACACACAUUGGGUCAGAUUCCUCUUGGCCUCAGAUGACCCAUUGCCAUCAGUUUGGAGUGUCUUGGGUGGUCACCUAAAACAUGAGAAGUGAACAGUCCAGAGAAACCUUGACCCCCACAUGGGCUCCCUGGACAAAGGUUUUCUGUAUUUGGCCUGUGGAGAAGUUUAAUCACCACAUCUUAGAAUGUAAACAUUUUUCCACUUGUGGAGGUCAGCAGAUCCUUACCAUGGAUCUAUGCACCCAAAGCCACAAUAGGGGGUCCCCAAAUAAACUUUUUCCCAUUCCAUCCCCUUCUCCCUCCACUGAAACCCACAUACAGGUUUCCACAUGGAAAUGACAGGAGAAGGCAUCUCCCACCUGGAUGUUGGAUACAGAUAGUUAAACACAGGCAGAUUUUUCUUAAAGCAGGAGCAGAACUGAGUGACCAAAGAAUGUUUUCAGGUUGGUUUUAGCUUCUUUAGACUGGGGAGAUUAUGUCGAUUUUUAAAAUGUUCCCCUUUAAGGCAUCAGAAAGCUCUUGAUAGAAUAAUAUUAAUAGCCAACCAGAGAUGAGGCUGGCUUACUACAAAGAUGUCUCUGUCUCUUCCUGUUUAUGCUAUAGCUUCUUUACGAAAUAGAAAUGCUCUCCCACUAGAAUACGGGACAGAGACAGUCUCAUGACUUUCGCCUGGUUUUUCAAAGAUAAAUUGGUCAGCUUCAUAGAAAUUUAUAGAAGUAUGGCUACAUAUGGCUCUUUGGGGCAGUUUUGCAGCUUAACACUGAAUCCCAAGCCAUGUCCCUUGGGUCUUAGGUCAUUCUUCUCAAAAGCAAGCAGUUUCUGGUUUCCGAGUCAGCUGGUCAUAUCUAUAACAAUUUUUUUUCUUAAAGUUCCGAAAAUGAUUCAGAUAUGUGUGCAUAUUUAAUUCACUGCAAUGACCUGUAAACUUGGAUGGUAUUUAUUCUAAAUGGGGGAAAAACAAUUUUAUAUUGCAAAUCUAUGUAAUUUAUAAUGGUUUUGUUUUAUAUAUAUUUUCAUAUCUUUAGGGCACAUCUACUAUUCUCAUCUUUUUGUAUAUCAUACUUGACAAAAAGAGAUACUAAUACUUGACUAAAUCUCUAGGAACCAAAUGUGACAUCUGUAACGUAUAGAAAUCGCUCUAGAAACACCUGAAUGUCCUCGCUCGUCCUGAGCAUUACUGUACUGUCAUUACACCCAGAAUGAUUGCUGAUGGGCGUUUGUGUUUUUUUCCCCAAAGCCAAGGCCAAAAGUCCUGACCUCCCACACAGUGGAGUCUGGAAUCCUUUGCUUCUUUAUUGUGUGUUUCAUUUUUAACUGUAGACAUCUGUGUUGUUCAGGCUUCCUUUGAAGGGCACAUGUGAUAAGAAAGCAAUUUGGUGAAGACUGGGCUUGAACGAUGGCUAUGUAGCUUAUUCACUGGACUGAUAACAUUUCAAGUAUAAUACAUGGAUUGUUACUUAUUGGUAACCUUGAAUCUGUUCAGCUCUUUAGCCCAUGAAGAAAGCGUAAGGCAGAAAGAAUGUUUGCCUGUUUUAAACAGAUAGCCUCUAAAUGUAGUGCCACCGACACAAACCAGCUCAACCCUAGAGACCCCAAUCCCUGGCGGCUGAGGAGCUCUUUCAGAAAGGCAAACCAGCCCACCUGUAUGUGCAGGUUGAAUUUCAGUCUUAUACCAGGGCUUCCCUGGUGUCUCAUACAGUAAAAAAUCUGCCUGCAACACGGGAGACCUGGGUUCAGUCCCUGGGUGGGGAAGAUCCCCUGGAGGAGGGAAUGGCAACCUAUGCCAGUAUUCUUGCCUGGAGAAUCCCAUGGACAGAGGACCCUAGCAGGCUUCAGUCCAUGGGGUCACAAAGAGUCAGACACGACUAUGUGACUGCCACUUUCACGUUUUCACCAGUGCUCAAACUCCUCAUACCCCAGUGGUUCUGUGAACAGGGGUUUCGUCUCAGUAUUUCAUUGGGUGAGAAAACAGAGCAUUUCGCUUAUCUUUCAGAUACUCUGUUUUAUACUCAGCACAGUUCAAUGACUACCCAGUAUCCAUCUUCACACACCCUUUUUGCAUUCCCUUUACGUCAUAAUCCCUGUUUCUGUUCUGGCUCUUUAGACUAAUUCAUUGGUACUCUUUAAAUAGCCACCAGAUCUCA
Bubalus bubalis (water buffalo) is the source of this 5788-nucleotide messenger RNA. RefSeq names its product microfibril associated protein 3 like (gene MFAP3L). The coding region runs from base 362 to 1567 and encodes 401 amino acids. The record is from RefSeq and is a predicted model, not a curated record. NCBI's taxonomy places the organism in Eukaryota, Metazoa, Chordata, Mammalia, Artiodactyla, Bovidae. The transcript is spliced from 3 exons.